CGAGGCGGGCGCAGGCGCGGAGGUGGCGCAGGCGCGGCGGCCGGUGCCGCCGGUGCGGGAGUCGGGGGGCGGCCCCGCAGGAUGCGAGCGCUGAGGCGGCUGCACGAAGCGGCCGUGGGGCUGCUGCUGUGGCGGGGGGCAGCGGCAGCGCCUCGUCCCGCCGCCUCGGAGGUGCUGAGCCAGCACCUGCGGCAGCGCGGCCUCCCCCACUGGACCUCAUACUGUGUCAAGUACAGCGCCGUCCGCAACGACCAGUUCGGCCUCUCCCACUUCAACUGGCGGGUGAACGGCGCCAACUACCACAUCCUGCGCACCGGCUGCUUCCCCUUCAUCAAGUACCACUGCUCCCGCGCCGCCCCGCAGGACCUGGAGUUGCAGAACGUCGCCUUCACCGCCCUCAAGGUCCUCAAUGCCGGCAUCCCGACUUUACUAUAUGGAAUUGGCUCCUGGUUCUUUGUCAGUGUCACAGAGACUGUUCAUACAAGUCAUGGCCCAGUUACUAUUUAUUUUCUAAAUAAAGAAGAUGAAGGCGCAAUGUACUGAAAUAAUGCCCUCGAGUACCUGUCAUUUGGUGGGUUUCUGUGUUACAGCUGCUACAAAUAUCUGCUCCCUUUGACUAAAAAGAACCAAAGGCGACUGUUUGGGUUGUUUGGUUUUGUUCUUUAUGGUGCAUUCUUUUACCUAACGUGCUGUCUUCAGGAAGCUUCAUGGACUUUUUGGUCAUAAGAGAUUUACUUUUGCAGAGGUCAGUAAAGUUGAAAAAGUAGAAGCCUUGGGAGAAGAAUUAAUAUUUCUAAGGGUUGUGACUAGUACUGCUGAACAAACUUGUGAUAAUUUAGAGAUCUCAUCUACCAGCUUAGAGAACUGAAUUGUAACAUGCGGGCAAGGAAACUGUGAAUACCUUAGGUGUUUUCAGAACAUCUCUGAAAACAUUGAGCUGCUUAUGUUUAGACUCUGACUAGAUAUUUCAUAUUGCAUUAACUGUCAUAAUUGCAAGAAUGUUUGAUUAACUCUAUGGCACUGACUAUUCAUAAUUGCCCGGGAGACUCUUUGGAAAAAUACCACCUCAAGAAGUUAAAAAUGGCUGUAUCCCAUUUCUUCAAAUGAUAUUUAAAUAAACUAUCUAAAAUAUG
This is a messenger RNA of Columba livia (rock pigeon), 1133 nucleotides long. RefSeq names its product chromosome 11 C15orf61 homolog (gene C11H15orf61). Bases 82 to 543 code for a protein of 153 amino acids. The transcript is spliced from 2 exons. NCBI's taxonomy places the organism in Eukaryota, Metazoa, Chordata, Aves, Columbiformes, Columbidae. The record is from RefSeq and is a predicted model, not a curated record.